Mycosarcoma maydis (corn smut) is the source of this 825-nucleotide messenger RNA. RefSeq lists its product as uncharacterized. Gene Ontology annotation, biological process: cilium assembly; positive regulation of cell motility; regulation of cilium beat frequency involved in ciliary motility. The record is from RefSeq and is a predicted model, not a curated record. Bases 1 to 825 code for a protein of 274 amino acids. NCBI's taxonomy places the organism in Eukaryota, Fungi, Basidiomycota, Ustilaginomycetes, Ustilaginales. Gene Ontology annotation, cellular component: motile cilium; ciliary basal body. The transcript has a single exon.
AUGGCACCAAGCCAGGCUGCACAAUCGCUUUUCGGACAUGUCGUGCAGCCGGACUCACUAAGUCUCUUUUCAUCCACCUCCUCUGACGCAUUGGCGCUUUGGACGUCGCAUCAAGAUGCUGACCUACUUGAAGACUCCGGCAUUCGUCUGCUCAACGAUGCAACCAACGAGAUAGCACCAUACGACUCUGGAACAACAGAUCAAAGCUUCGUGCUGCGGUCCGAAGUGACAUGCAAGGGCAACAGCUCUGAACCGGUGCUGCAUAUCCAGUCUCCAGCCAUCCGUAAAACUUUCAUCCAGUCCCCACCGGAUGACAAAGAUGAGCUGGGCAUCCUUGUUGGCCAGAUCUCCUUCCAAUUCAAGACUCUUGGUAGAUCAAGGCCGUUCGCGUUCGAAGUCGGGGUCAAGGAUGACGAAGGGCAACUGGGAGCGAUACGAGUAAGCAGCUUUCAGACUGAACCGCGGCUUUACCUUGCGCUCACUAACAAAGCCAGUGCAUCAGUGGAACAGGGGACCAAAUUCGGCGGCCGAACAGUUGCUGUGCUGCAUCUUCCACUCUCCAUGGCUUUUGGUCGGGACCACGACGAAACAUCGCUUACGACCUGGCAGGUGCUCACGCUUCCGCUCAACCGGCUCGCCAGGCACCUGUCUGACGCUUCUCUGGCCAAGUGCACAGAAACAAUGAGGACCCAAAAUGCAACGCUGUUUGGCAACUUCCACAGCAUCUCUUAUGUCAAAGUACAUGCCAAUAUGCGACUCAGGAGGGUUUGGUGCUCACAACGUCUACCUGAUCACGAUCUACCCGAAUUUCAGAUGUUUUCAUGA